Molecule: messenger RNA, 1363 nt
Organism: Paramecium sonneborni
Lineage: Eukaryota; Ciliophora; Oligohymenophorea; Peniculida; Parameciidae
Source: the annotation of a GenBank genome assembly
AUGAAAAAUAACAGAUAAAAUUUUAUCGAUUUGAUCAUCCAUCUUCUCGAUUUGGAGGAACAAAUAGAAAAUACUAAAAUUCAUAUGGCUUCUAAUGAGUAUUUUACAUUAUAUAGAGCAUUUUAAAUUAUUGAUGAACAAAACUCAAAUUAAAUUACACUAGAUGCAAUUUCAAAAUUAAUUUCUAAACCAAAAGAAUAAUGUGAAUUAUUGAUUGAUUAUUAUUCUGAAUUUAAAGACGUAAAACUAUCUUUCGCUAAUUUCAUGAAUUUAUGUUUGCCAAGAAGUAAACCAUAAUUAAGAGCAUAAUUAACACAAAAACUCUAAAAAACAAUAGGUUCACCGGAAGAAUAAGAAUUAAUAAAAGAGCAUUUAUCAAUUCUGAUAGCAAAUGAAAUUUAUUUUUUGCUUUAGAUAUAACAAUUCCCAAUAGAAAUAGAGGGGUUGUUAGAGUACCCAUUCAAAUAGAAAGAUUUAAAUUAAUUAGUAAGUGAUUUUGGUUAUAAAAUAAAUACUGAAGCAAUUUGGAGAAGAUUAGAUUUUGAUUAGAAUGGAAUUGUUACAUAUGAAGAUAUGAAGAAAUUAUUUAGAUAAUAGGAAUAAGGUAUGGAGGACAAUUAAAAAGAAGUAGAGAUGGAGUAAUUAAGAAAUAAGGAUAUAAAAUUGGGAUGGAUAAAUAAUAAAUAAUGUUCAUAUCAUUCAAAUACAAAAAAAUUUCGAUAGGGAAUUAAUAAUUUUUAAGAAUUUGAAAAAUAAAAGAGUAUUUUGAGGUAAGAAUAUUAAUAAGGUUAGAUAAAAUGAAUGGAAAUAGAUAAGAAGUUUUCUGUAUUUGAUAAAGGAACAUAGUUAAAUAUAUUAAUAGAUAGAGUAAUUGUUGUAGAAAUUAAAUAAAUUUGAAACCAUGAAGUUAUUUGAUUUGUUAAGUAUAAAUGAUAGAUUAGAAUUUUAAUAUUUGCAGAAUAAGAUUUAGGAUAUUGUAGGAUAAGAAUUUAUGCUGGAUUAUUCAGAUGUUGAGUAAUUGAUGAAUUUUUUUGGUGGAUAAAGUUAUGAUGAAUUCAAAAAUUCAUUAGAGUGCAAUAGAAUAUUGGAAAGAAAGCAACCAAUAAAUAUGAAUGUUUUGAAGAUGCUGUUUAUAAAAUUAAUAUUGUUAUUACAAUUAAGUAGAUAUUUGAAAUAAUAAUACAAAAAGAAAGCAUUAAUAUAGAACAAAGACUUGUUGAAUGAGUUUGGAGAAUUCUCACAAUCAAAUGUUUUGUUGAUGGCUAGAAAGGCAGAGGUAGAAUUGAGUUUAGAAGAAGUCAAUGUGUUUUUUAAAGGCUAAGAGGUUCUGGAAGUUAGGAAUGUUAUGAGUUUUUUGAAAUGA